Maudiozyma barnettii is the source of this 2370-nucleotide messenger RNA. RefSeq lists its product as uncharacterized. Gene Ontology annotation, biological process: lipid metabolic process. NCBI's taxonomy places the organism in Eukaryota, Fungi, Ascomycota, Saccharomycetes, Saccharomycetales, Saccharomycetaceae. The transcript has a single exon. Gene Ontology annotation, molecular function: triacylglycerol lipase activity. The record is from RefSeq and is a predicted model, not a curated record. The coding region runs from base 1 to 2370 and encodes 789 amino acids.
AUGGGCGCUAAUGGUGAACCUAUGACUAUUCAACCGAAUAGAGGUAUUUCGAAUAAUGGAAAAAAAUGUCCAGUCCAUGGUAUAGAUGUUUGCUGUAACAAUCAGCAACCAUCUGCAUGUUUGACAAAAUCAGAAUGUAAGGAUGAAGAAGAAGAAGAGGAAGAUGUUGAAGGUGGAAAGGACUUCGAGCCAAGUGAUAAAAGUAGUAGUUCAUCCAGUAUCACACAAAAUGAUGAUAACAAACAUGUCCACUAUAAUAAUAUCAUACGUACUAAAAGUAGGCCCCUCUCUACAAAUAAUGCCAACGAAUUAAUUGGUGGAGUUAACCUUGAAACUAAACAGCCUGUGAGAAGAUCUACAAGUGUCAGUAUAACGAAUGAUCCUCAUAUUAGUGAUUCAGAUGUUGAGUUCAACAAACCCAGAUUUAUCACAAUUGAAGAUCUCAACGAUCUUGACACCAAAGAGAUGAAAAGUUAUAAAAGAUUUAACAAAGAUCACAAAAUUUUCUCAUUUUCUUUGCCCUUCGGACAAAAUAAUAAGAUUCGGAACAGUAAAAUCUCGAUGUUCAAUCUAAUAACUCCUAUAACGGAGACCAAUAAAAACAUCACAGAGGUUGACAACAAUAAGAGUUCUGAUAGUCAGGUGAACAUGAGUAAUUCUGCUGAUAAUACCCAGAAUGAAGGAUCUUUGGCGUACCAACCAUCUCCUACGAAUAACGACGUAGUUGACGCGACAACUACACUCAUUAGAAGUAAAACAGUAGCAGUUUUAAAUGAAGAGACUCCAGCAAUCAAAAGUGAAAUAAAACAAAAACUGGAAAGAACGAACUCUAUCUCAUCCCUAGAAGAACUAGAGUUAUACAAAGACCAAACAGGGAUUGAAAACGUGAGAAAUAAAGCUAUCAAAGAAAGUCUGGGUAUUGAUGCUGUGAGGAAUCAGAUCAAACAAAUAACCAUCAGUGAUACAACAAAGACCGCUGACGGAUACACUUAUGGAAGACUGCAAUCUAUUUGGAAUGAGGUAGAUGGAGAUUUUAUUAUAAUGGGUGGAUAUAGAGGGUCUAUCCUAAGAGAUGCAAAAACACAUAGACGUCUUUGGGUCCCAAUUAAAGCAGGACUGAAUCUCACAAAGAUUGAUCUGUAUAUCGGUCCCACAGAACAAGACGAAAUAGAAGCACAGAAAAGAAUAAUACCAGACGGUAUGCUUACUCACAUUGGUCCCGUUGACAUAUCGAGAAAAUUAAUUAAAAAACUAGAAGCGAACCCUAAAGUUCACAUCGAAACAUUUGGCUAUGAUUGGAGAUUAUCUCUUGAAAUACCCUGUGAACAGUUGGUUAAGAGACUUAAACAAAUACAGGACAAACAAAAGAAAGAUCCAAAAUAUAAAGGUAAACCGAAGGGUUCUUACUUACUUGCGCACUCUAUGGGUGGACUAAUUGCUCACAAGGUUCUUCAAGACCAUCCUGAACUUGUAAGAGGUAUCGUUUACAUUGGCGCUCCUAAUCAAUGCCCAAACAUCCUAGGACCAAUACGGUUUGGUGAUUCUGUGAUGUGGAAUAAAUCUAUCUUAAGUAGCGAAUCAAAUUUCUUCAUGAGGAGUAGCCAUUAUUUCCUACCUUUGGAUGGAAGAUGUUUUAUUAAUAGAAAAACAUAUGAAAGAUAUGAUUUUGAUUUCUUUGAUCCCCAAAUAUGGAGAUACUUAGGAUUAUCACCUUUAGUCAGCCAAAAGAGGUUAGACUAUAUUGAGAAAGAGAAAAAGAAACAAGAACGAGAACUCAUCCACCAUCACCAUAUAAAGAAUACUUCUAGAACAACGUCAAUGAGUUCACUCUUUUCACUUGAUCCUCCAAGUCCUCUCGAGGUUAUAGAAUCUGUUAAUUCGAAAGUGAAGGAUGUUGUAAGUAAAGUUCCUUUAUUAAGAAAGGAGAUCAAGAAUGACCUUACUGAAACUAUGGAAGAAGUAAUCAUCGACUAUAAUUUUAAAACGUCUUACGAGGAUUCCUAUAGUUACCUGGAACGUACUCUGACAAAUGCAAGGACUUUUUUAAGCAGUUUGGAUUACGACGAUUCAAAGGAUUAUCCCCCUCUGGUUACCGUCUAUGGUAACAGGGUUCCUACUGUUCGUGGUUGUAAAGUAGAUGGUAUUGCUGGAAUUAUCGACGGUGAUUAUGAUGAUUUCUAUUAUGGGGCAGGUGACGGGGUUGUGCACCACUCUUGGCUUUUGCCUGGAGUUAGAGGGUUCCCUGUUGUUGCCAAGAUUGUUAGUGAAACAGGUCAUGUUAGUUUAAUGACUGACCUUUCAAGUAUGGCAAAGGCCUUGAUUUCCUUACAUGAUGCAGAUAAAGAGAGGAACAAAGAGAGGAAACAAUGA